This is a messenger RNA of Trichomycterus rosablanca, 6736 nucleotides long. Its product is annotated as histone-lysine N-methyltransferase ASH1L-like. The transcript has 16 exons. Gene Ontology annotation, biological process: regulation of DNA-templated transcription. Lineage: Eukaryota; Metazoa; Chordata; Actinopteri; Siluriformes; Trichomycteridae. The record is from RefSeq and is a predicted model, not a curated record. Bases 309 to 5900 code for a protein of 1863 amino acids. Gene Ontology annotation, cellular component: nucleoplasm. Gene Ontology annotation, molecular function: protein binding; histone H3K4 methyltransferase activity; DNA binding.
CUGCUCCAUCAGUACACACACACACACACACACACACACACACACACGCAACAUCCCAGUCUGUGUUUCGCCUUCGCUUCAAUGCGCUCUCGUAUAACCGAGCUGAAGUCUGUGCGCGCCUGGUAACCUUCUCCACACAGUCGGGUCAGGAACAUAAUGAAAGCAUUCAGCAGUGCAUUAGGAAAGUUUUACAUUUUUCCCACUUCUGUUGAGCAAGCAUUCAUCUUAAUACCUGGAUUAAUCUUCAACUAAACUUAAUCCCUUAAUAACAGCCUUCGUCUGUUUUCUGUCUUUCACUAAAAAUCUAAAUGGAUAAGAAAAGGAAGUCUGACUCAUCUGCAACAGCAUCAGAAGCGAAUGAUCAGACGGAGUCGAGGAAACGACUGAGAAGCACCAAACCUGAAGCACCGGAACUGGAUUCCCCCUGUAAAGAAACCGAUGGCAAAAAUAAAAAGCCACAGGACUUAUCAGAGGUUAAAGAGACUGGCUGUUCAGAAGGCAAUGUAAAGGUCAAGACCAGGCUCGGGACAAAACGAACCAAGAAACCACCAAAAAGCCUUGAGAACUUCAUAUGUCGCCCCAGUAUUCGGGUGUUUCAGAAGCCUGAACCUCUCAUGGGGCUUGGAAUCUGCAAAGGAAGAGAAAGUAAAAGCUCUAAACCUCGAGGUCAUCACUCUCUCCAAAAGAAAUGCGACCCUGACACCUUCGUAACAAAUGAAAAGUCAUCAAGUACAACUAAAGAGACGUCCACAUUGUCCGACUCACCUCUCCCAACUAGUGUCGCAUCUCUGGCUUCAGAUUCCCAAAGUACAGUCACAGCCAAAAAGGUUCUCAGAAAACAAACAAAAAUUCCAGAUUUAAAGUCAGAAGUAAAACUUGGGAAAGCAGAGGAUGCAGUUCCACCACAUUCAUCCAGAAAAUUACCUUUCACUCAGAAGAUAAAUCCAGUUACUUCCAUAAAGCAGACUCACUCUUCCAAACCCACUUCUUCUGAAUCCCACCAGGAGGACAUCAGCAUUCUUAAUGCGGACAUAACAGAGCAAGGUCAAGCCAGUCCAAACACAAAUCAUGGAAAUCCAAGUAAAAAUGCUGGGUUACGGAGUGAAAAGUCAGUGUCAUCCACAUUAACAACCUGUCUUCUAAGGAAGGCAGUGAAAAACAGCGAAACUGGCUUGGAAAUGCCUUCAGAUCUGCAUUUGAGCGAAACAGGGAGUGAAGGUUGUGUGAAAGAUUCAUUAGGUUCCCACUGUGCACAAAAGAAGCAUCAGAACGGCUCCAUACAGCAGCCAAGCGCAAACGAUUUGCCCAAGAAUCCAACGUCUAGCCAAGUAACUGAUUCUCUGAACUCUUCCAUCAUGAACAGUACAUCAGAUCUAAUAGAGAACAGUAGCAGGAAAAAAGGGAAGAAUGAAAGUAAAGACCAAAAUGACAGUUCUGAACUGACAGCCCAAUCCUUACAACAAAAUCCUGUCGAGCAAAAAAAAUUCAAUACAGAUCGAGCUGAUAAGCACGGGAAAAAAAUCAGGCACAGUUCAGAGCAAGCUAAAGCAAAUUGUUCUGCUGAUGCUACAGAUGCUUCAGGUUCUACAAUAAACACUAAAAAAUCAGCUGCUCCAGUAAAGCCUUUAAUAGAUGCCUCAGGUUCAAAACGUAAGCCAGACAAAAAAUGCCCAGAUAAGCAAAAGGUCCAGCAUCCUCACGAUGAUAAAACUGCAAAAGCAACCGAUGAGAUCAAGAAUAGUUCUGAUACAACAGUGCAGAAAGGCUCACAAAAUGAAAAUCCAUUCCUUAAGACUUCAAAGGAGUUGUCCACGCCUCGGCAUGAGCUGAAUCUAUCUGCACAACCUCCGAAAUCGAAACCAUCUCGAAAUUCCACUCACAUCUUAGAAACUUCAUCACUUAAUGAACCCCAGCCUAGAAAAAGAGGUCGACCCAAAAUGACCGAAUUGAAAGUAGAUUCACAACCGAUCAAGUCCCAACUGUUUAAUGUUAAUCCCCCAAAUAAUCAAACACCCCAAGUCCAAGAUUCAAAAAUAGAUUUAACACAGACAGAGCCUGUUGCAAAAAAACGUGGACGGCCCAAACAGUCUUUCUCUCUCCAUGCAAAGAAGACCCAGUCCGCAGUACAGGACGCUAAAGAUCUUUGUACUAAAAAAACAAAAAAAAGAGACCUUGAAAUAUCCAAGAAAAGAAAAAAGGUUGCAAUGAAGACAAUCAUCAAACACAUCAAUAAGAUAAAAGCAAAAAGGAAAGAUCAAAUUUUUACACAAGUUCUGCUGGGACAGAAGCAAUGUGACGACGAAAACCGUUCUCAGCAAAGCACUGAAACAGUCGCCAGCAGUCCGGUUUCUCCUUCCACAGACUCCUUAUCAUCCCUCGUGUCAUCUUUUGGAGGCAAACUUAGCCCUCAAAUUAAUAUCAGCAAAAGAGGAACAAUCUAUAUGGGGAAGAAAAGAGGUCGUAAGCCUAAAUAUCAGGGAAGCUCGUGUAUACCUGACAAGCAACAUCCAUCUGCCAAAUCUCAAGAAAUAUCACCAGACGUUCCUCGAUCUAACUAUGAAAACUCAUUAAAAACCCAAAGUGUUCCUUUAGCUGGUUCCUCUCGUUCACUUAAACAUGUCACCUCUGCUUUAUCACCUGAAACAAGAUCACUUAUUAAUACCCAAAAAGUCAAAGCAACUUCAUUUAUGCAGCUUAGUGAACAACUUAAUUCCAAAGCUCACUGUGAAGCAACCUUCACCCGCAAUAAUGAUAAUACCACUGAAGGUAAUGAAUUUCACUCAACACUGACCACAGGUUCGGUAUUCACACAGUCUGGAGUACCAGGGACGAAUCCCUUCAAGGGCAGAACGAAGACGUUUUCUACCUCGUCUUCCGAGCACCUCUUUUCUUCUCAGUUGCCAGUACAGUCUGGAAGGCCACAAGAUUUCAGUGAGACGACACAAAUCAGUCCCUUGUUGACGUUUACAGACCAAGAGGGGCACAAGUUUAAAUGCCAUCGAAAGGCCCAUCAUUGUCUUAGUCACGAGAAGCUGAGAAGACAUAAAACCAAGUGCAAGAAAAAGUAUGUGCACCUAAAGGCCAAAAGGCAAGAUCCUGACUUCCUUGCUAAGGUUGAAGACUUGGUUAUCAGACUUAAAAAGGUUCAUAUUGUGCAACAAAUGAACCGAACUAGACUUGGAGAUACUGGUAGACCUGCUGGGCGAAAGGCUUUAAAGGGAAACAGUCAGUCCUGUGAUUUUCACUGUGUACAAGAAAAGGUUCACCCACAAACCAUGUUACAGAUUAACCUUAGCGGGUACUACUCACCGAAUUCUGCCGUAUCAUGUGAACCCCUUCAUUAUGUUAGAAUGGCUAAUAUGAGCAGAAAACAUGAUUGCUCAGCUCGACCCUGUGAACAAAUGGUUAAUUUCCCUGUGAUGCCCAAGGUUGGCUACCCAUUACCUGGUAGUGCAUUCAUCCACCCAUCCUACAAAGUACCAUUUACCACCACCACCUCACUUGGUUUUGGACUCUAUCGUGGAUACCCGUCUGCUGCAUUAUAUCCAGUAACUUUUCCACCAUCAUACAUGCACCACUACUCCAAAACUCCCAUAAUAAGCCCAUCGAAGUUCCACAAAAGAAGGAGGACCAAAUUUCCAAGACAAGAUCCUCUACAGUGGGGGCAGAAUUCUUUUGGCGGACGUCCCAAGAUGACCCAGCGCUCCUCCUGUGGCUGUUUCAAUACACAAAGUUUGCAAAAGGAAAAACAGAAAGACAAGUCCAGAGCGAAAAGAGAGGAACAAAGCAGAACGACAGAGAGGCAGCAUGGUACUGCUGACAGUCUUUGGACUAACAGGAAUUUUAACGACAGUGGAAAUUCAGGCGACUCUUCUUUCAACUCCCCGUCCUCCACAUCCUCGAUAUUCUCACAAACUAAAGACAAAACCUUUUCUUUUACAAAUCCGGGUCCAUUAAACCAGGGACAGCACAGAGAAGUCCGAUGUUCAGGGUGUCAACCAUCGUGGGGUUGUGACAACAGAAACUUCGAACCAGAAGGCAAUGAGGAUACGCAGGAGGAGUCUGAGACUGAUGAGGUCUUUACAUCAACUCAGCAGCCACAUCUGAGAAGUCAGUCUGUCUUUAAACAGUCCACAUUUAGUAAAACACAAAGUCAAAAACGGACUGCAAAGACAAGACACGAGAGUCAAGUUGAGUCCGGUGACUCAGAUGUGUCAAUGGAGGAAGAUGAGUUUACUCCUGAAGACCAGAGAGCAUCAGGUUUUGAUCUGGCUGGUGGUUCGCAGUUCCCGAGGAAGCAUCAAUGCCCUAAUUCUUCCUCCUCUAGAGAACCACAAGAGACACAAAGUGAACCAAGGACACAUAAAGCCAACAGUCUGCAUCUGAAUCAGAGUAAGACUGACCAGGUCAGCCAAUCCUCACCUCAUACACACCAACCAACCAGAAACACGGCUUCUGCAAGUGGAAAACGACAUAAUUUGAAGUCACCCAAGAACAAGGGAAUUCAGAAACCGGCAGUCCCAGCUAGCAAUAAUCUAAAAAGAAGAGGACCCGGACGACCAAGAAAGAACCCUGAACCUUCCCAUCCUCCAUCUGUCCCUGAGCUAGCCACCUUUUUGACCGAAGAGAUGGAUAAAUCAGAAAAAGGGGGAAAUGAGAACAUGGACACGGUUAUGGAGGUGAUCGAGCUUGUGAUUCAGGGAGAGCAAAGAAGCCCGAAUAAAAGAAUGAAUGAAGUAAAGGAGAAAAAUGGAGGUCAGGAACAAAAAAAGGACACAGAUGGGACUAUGAGGUCUUUAGAUUUUCACACUCCUUUAUCGCCCCUCGCUCCAUCACCUGCCCAGGUUGAAGAAAGGCAACCAGAGAAGGGUUCCGCCUCACCACCCAGUAAGAAGUAUCUGUGGGCGGGGCUUUAUUCAGACGUCUAUAAAAAUGAAAAUGUUCCUGAUGAGCCUCAGCAGCUGAGCAUAGAUUGUCUGGAGUUCAAUCCAGAGGAUCACGAUCACGGCCUCCUGCCUGCACCUCUACAUGUGGGAAAGUACCUGAGGUUGAAAAGGAUCGACUUUCAGUUGCCUUAUGACAUCUACUGGCUCUGUGCUCACAACAAGCUAUUCGAAAUGCCUGUUACCCCACCUCAGCCGGAAUCAAACAGUCCCAGUAAACCAUCUGACAGCAGCUUUUCACAGUCCUCUUCUGACGAGCCCCACACCUCACACGCCGAGUACGAGGAUCAAGCGGACGGUCACACAUAUCAGUGUAGCGAGAACCACCCGCACCAUCAGCUUCUCACACAACAGGAGGGAAACUGGGACAAUGAGAACUUCCCUUCACCCUUAUCUAGUGAGGAAAGGAGUUUUGUGAUUAAACACGGGGUCUUCCUGAUGAGAAAUUAUAAGAAAAUGAAGGUGAGGCAGGCACUUCUCCUGAGAGGAGGAGCAGAAGAGCAAGAGAAAGAAGAGGACAAACCCGACGAAUCUAGUGAAGACGGUGCAGAAGACCCAACCAUCAUGUCAGACAGGUGCCAGAUUGAGCACAGGUCGAGUUCUCAAGACGAGGAGUGCACAGCACACCAAAGCAAAAACAUUACCCAUGUACUCCAGGAGAUCUGGGACAGGAUUGUUACCUGCAAAGGAUCAUCUGGGCAAACCCUAACUGAUCCUAUGCUGAACCUGUGCACCAGAAAGAGGGCUGAUUCUACUCUUAUGGAUUUAACCAGGGUACGAAAGCUGAUGCUCUCAGGUCAUUAUGAAAGCCUGGAGGCUUUUCACGUAGACAUGCAGUCAGUGUUUCACUGUGCUGAGAAAUACUACGGGACGGAGUCUCCUGUCGGCCGGGACGUGAGUCACCUGAGGGCCGUGUACAACAGAGCUCACCAGGAUGCCUCGGCCCACUCCCUUUAGAGGAUAAGGAGCCACGCCCACACACCUACCUUCCAGGGCAUGUUGUGCUUGUGGUUGUGAUCAUGCUAACACACAGGCAGGAACAGGCAGACAGUGCUCUUCCAUACCAAAGACCCAUUGUGUGGUGCGCUUGAACAGGCGCAAAGUGUGAGCAGGAUGGAGCCUUGCUGGACGGGAUGUUUCCCAGGGAUUCCAAUAAAAACUUCUUCUUCCUUUAUUUAUAAUAUAUUUAUCACCAGUAACUGUUUCAGUCUGGUAUGGGUUGCAAUGGAUCCAGAGCCUUAGGUGGAAGAACACUAAGUGAAAAUACGUCCUGGACAGGGUGUCAGUCUGUUAUACACAUUUAUUUACAUCCAGAUAGAUGUAGAGCAGCCAAAUAAUCAACUGGCAUGCUUUGGGAAAAUAGAAGAAAAACUGCAGCAUGGAGAACAUAAAAAACUCCACACAGACCAGUAACCUGAGGUAAAAUCCAGGACCCUGCAGCACCAGCAAAACCUGCAGCGCCUUCAUGCAGUCUGAGAAAAAGAAGCAUACGUGUCUUCAUUCCAUUUUUUAUCCAUUUAUUUGCCUUAUUAAGUUGUAUUAUUAACAUAAACAUAUGAUGCAUGAAAUUGUGGGAACUGGAAAGUAGGUACAUGAAAAUAUGUGAACAGUGUAUUUUAAAUCUGUAUAGCAGUUGUUACAUUUAUUUGUAAUGUGUUUAUAUGGUUGUAUGUACAGUGUAUAAUUUACCUUGCCAACAGCUGCACAUACAGUGAGAGGGAAAAAAACUGUUCAACCCCUUUUGUUUUUGUUCUUCAUUAUACCUCUGGUGCAUAAAUCUACUUUACACACAA